Molecule: messenger RNA, 3438 nt
Organism: Psilocybe cubensis
Lineage: Eukaryota; Fungi; Basidiomycota; Agaricomycetes; Agaricales; Agrocybaceae
Exons: 21
Coding region: 1-3438 (1145 amino acids)
Source: RefSeq, a predicted model, not a curated record
AUGCCUCGCGUGGAAGCAACGACAUCGACCAGACAGGCUGCAUCUUUCGAUUACUCCGAUUCAGAAUCGUUUAACCAGGCAAAGCCAGCUUCAAAGCGCCAGAAGAUUAUCUCCGACCCAUUCGAUCUCGCACAAGACACCGACAAGAAGAUGAUCGAUGAAAGUACCGAUGUUGCUGCAUCGUCUGCUUAUGACCCGUUGAAGAACAAACAUCUGAAAGGAAGGAGACGUUUUAAUGCAGAUCUAGCCGAUAUAAGCGAGGCAUGUAGUGCUGGCCUCGUUCUCAGUGGGCUAAGGGUUAAAAAGAUCGGUCCUGGAGAAGACGAUGGAUCUUUUGAACUUGACAUCGAGACACUCUCAUCCGAACAUGUGUUGUCGCUCACUCUUUUGGUCAGCGACACAUCCGAAUAUCCAGAGCAUACACUAUACGGCCACACUACCGAUCCAGCUGUUCCGCCCAAACUUGCAGAAGUUGUGGAGAAUAUUGCAGAUGAAUCAGCAAAGUCUAUAGGGGAAGCUGUGGUGGGUGUACUUGCAUCGGUUGGGCGAGCCAUUGCGGACGAAGAUGACGGUGACGACGAUGAAGCCCAUUCUGGUGACGACUACGACUACGAAGACUACGACGAGAUCGGGGCAGCACCUGUCGAAUCAGAAAAUUUUAUUGAUAUUGUUGCUACAGGAUACAGGCCUGGAUUUAUUCGUCUAGGCGGAAACGAUUUCGUAGUCUCUGUGUCUCUUCCUGUGAUCACUUUGGCUGAAGCUAUUCCACCCCGGGCUUUGAUGGCGUGGGAUCGUCGUCUGCUGUCGACGUCUCAACACCUUACUCUCCUGAUUUCUGGGUUCCACGGAUUGUAUCCUGUUCUGGAAAAUGAUGCAACUUAUACAGUACCUGCACAACGUCUCGGAGCCUCUCUGUCAUUCAAGGUCGGCUUGAGUGAGAGAUACAAACCCGGAACUGCGCAGGCUCAGGAGGUUGUUCGUAAACAUGGUUUGAUCAUUCAGGACGCCGAAGACGAACUUCGUAUACAAGCAGAGCUGGCUGCACAAAAAGCUAGAGUAUUCGAUUUUGAUGCUGAAUUUGAAGACGAUGAACUUAUGCAAGAAGUUGUGGAAGAAGAAGAAGAACCUAUCGACCCAGGACGUUUCGAUAGCUUCAGUUUGAGCAGCUCGCUUGAGUCACUUAUGGACCAGUCGUUCCUCAAGCUUAUUCAGCUUCGAAGAAAUUUCGGACUCGGAUGGGCUGGCGCUGAACUACUUAUCUCUCUUGUGGAAAAGAGUCAACGCAAGGAAGAAGAUGUUUUUGCCAUGUACACCAACGAAAUUCGUCAAGCUGACCACGAAGAAAGAGGUCUAGCAAGAACUACAAAACUUCCACAUGAUCCUUUAUCUGAUCUUAACCCCGAUGAUCCAUUCAACCUUCCAUUGACUGCUUUUUGUUACUUGGUUCGACGUCUUUCGCUUUGCCCCAAGUAUUGCAUUGUCUGUCACAAUAAGCUGACUUUUGACUACGAAGCUCUUAAACCGUAUGUCUGUGACUCGAAACUGUGUUCUUACCAAUACUACUCACUCAACCGGGGACCUUCCCUUGAAUACGAGAUCCUACAUAACAGCCAGACAGUAGACCUCCUUGUUUCUCUAGCGUAUGUUUCCGCCUCUGAAGGUGUCAUGGAUGAACCUCUUCCUAUAGGGCUGGGUCUUCGCGUUCCACUUCCAAGCAGCGCUGGUGCGGUACAAGCACAUCCAAAUUAUGUGGGCUGGAACACUCAACCUGCACCAACAGUAGUCCCAGAGACUCCAAAGACACUAAGUCCUGGACCAGACGGAUUGUGCGAUUUUGAUGAUCUUACUCACAGUCAAAUGAGACUCUGCAUUGCAAAGUUAAUUAACACCCUACCAUCGAUUGAUGACAUGAAAAAGCAUUUGGAAAGAAAAGUCAAGGCGGGGAAAUCGAAGCCCAAAUUGCGAGAAAUCGACCCUAAUGUGAUUCCCGCCGCGUGGUCGAUCCUGAGAUGGGUUGUGGCGUCAUGUACGGCACAUAUUGAGCCUAUAGAGUCUGGCGAGGAACUGAUCAAGAAUUUGGAUCCAAGUUGGCGGCAAUUCAGACUCACCGUAGGAGCACCCGAAGCUGAGGCGAAAUUUAAAGAGGCUCUACAGCAGGCAGCCACGGAAGACCCCAAUGUCCGCACGUAUCCAGUAAUAUAUAUUAUCCGACAUGGGUUGUGGUACAGGACAGUAGCACACGGACGAGCAUAUGGGGAUGGGGUUUAUCUCGCCAAAGAGGCAAAUACCUCCAUGAGUUCCUAUGCUGUAGCAGCAAGGACGUCAUGGCAAAAGAGCAUGUCGGGACCAACAAAUUGUGUGGCUGUCACUGAAGUGGUGAACCAACCUACGAAGUUUGUCAGCUCAAAUCCUCAUUAUGUUGUCAAGGACACACAUUGGAUCAUGUGUCGUUAUCUGUUAGUGAGAGGCACCGGCGAUUUUGAGGCUCCUAAGGGAAACGACGCCAAAGGAACAAAGACUAGCCAAGUCGUCCCUUUCGUAAGGCACGAUCCGGCUCACAGAACCACCGUCAGUGGGAAAGUGAUUGAGAUUCCGGAUCCAUCAUACAAGGUCAUAAGUCUUCUCGAAGCUCGCAAGACAGAUUAUAUGCAUGAGGACCCUGAUGCAGAGGAUAUGGCAAUAUUCGAACUCGAUCCCAAUAAGCCAAAGAAAUCUUCCGAGCACAAUCAUUAUGAUUUUGACGACGACGACGAUUAUACCGUGCCCGUUGCUUCGUCUUCUAAAUCCAAAGUUCCCCAACAACGUCAAGUAGACGACUGGAAACAUGACGCCGAGUAUGUGACCUCUACCUUGGAAAAUCUGUUGCUUCCUCCGUUCGAAUCGUCCCCUUCGGCAAGUAUGGCUAUCCAAAGGGAACUCAAGUCUAUGCUAAAGGAGCAGGAAACUGCCCCGAGCCUCAAGGACUUGGGCUGGUAUAUGCCUCCAGAACUCAUCGGUGAUAAUCUGUAUCAAUGGAUUGUCGAAAUGCACUCCCUAGACCCAACACUCCCCAUCGCCAAAGACAUGAAACAAAAUAACAUCAAUUCAAUCAUUUUCGAAAUACGUUUUCCACCCACAUUCCCUAACUCACCUCCUUUCUUUAGAAUCAUCACUCCUCGAUUCUUACCUUUCAUUCAAGGUGGUGGUGGACACGUAACUGGAGGGGGCUCUAUAUGUAUGGAUCUUUUGACAAGCGAUGGAUGGCUUCCCAGUUAUAGUAUAUCCGCCGUUUUGAUGCAAAUUCGGCUUGCGCUUUCUAAUCUCGAACCGAGACCAGCACGAUUGGCAAGCGACUGGAAAAGACCAUACGGCAUACAAGAGUCCCUUGUUGGAUACAAGAGGGCGGCGGCAACUCAUAACUGGACUCUUCCUCCUGGCCUUGAUCGCCUCGUUCGCUGA